Molecule: messenger RNA, 13268 nt
Organism: Spirometra erinaceieuropaei
Lineage: Eukaryota; Metazoa; Platyhelminthes; Cestoda; Diphyllobothriidea; Diphyllobothriidae
Source: the annotation of a GenBank genome assembly
AUGGUUGUCUGGCACAUUGAAAAUGCGGGCCACGUCGUGUGUGCCCAAGAUGACGAGCUGUUUAACUUUGCUAGCAACUCAGCCUACGUCCACAUCCAGUCGCCUUCCUUCCGAAUCGCGAUGGGUGAGGGAGGAGAGUGUGCGGUGGGUUCUGUACAAGUCUGCCUCACUAUAAACUACUUCAGGUACAAGUCACUGCUUCUGGACCAAUCUGCGGCAGCGGUAGACGUCGACCUCCGUGACGGUUGCACCCUCAUACCACAACUCCGUUCUUCUUUACUAAGCCAGGAUCCACAGCACUGUUAUGUCACAGGGGACGAUAGCAGACAGAUGAACAGCCAUCAGCCUUGAAGGCAUGAGGAGAGGAAGCAGGCGUUGUGGUCAGAAAUGUGGCCUACGAAGCGUGCUAAGAGUGAUCCAACAAGAUAGAUCAAGGUGGGCAGAAAGGCGUAGAACAACAAUGUAUCAAAGAAGGCAAACUGCUCCAAGAGGUAUAUUCGGAAUGCUCUAUUAAAGAACUGGCACCGCCUCUCCCGUUUGACUGUGAUUCUAGCCGAUACCGUAGUAGUCUGUAACAGUGGGGAUAAGGGUUUGCUUCCCGAGUGUUCAUCCAUCAUCUGACUAGGGCUCACAACUUCUGUGCCCGGAGCGGGGCUUGGAUAUCACUAGUUAUUAACUGUCAACAAUAGUCAUUUCCGUGUGUCUUGUACUUGUCGGCAGUACUUCUCGAAUUGUUAUUCACUGACCGCUCAUGGAGUCUAAGCACUAGGACGUUCCCCUGUUUCGAUCCACUUUGUAGAAGUCUUUACUCGCACCUAUACGGCCGUAUUUCCUAGCCUUAUGGGUCCCAGUUAGUCAAGUCUUCAGCAGUCUGCUGUAGCCCAUCUGUGCACUGCGAAUGCACACUUGUUGCGCGCACUCUGGGAUGAUAGGAAACAGGGAAAGGGAGUGAGGUCUGUUCGCCAGCCUGAACGUUGACAGACGACGGUAGCUGGCCCAUCUCAUGAAAUGUCAAUCGAAAUUCUGAAAUUUGUUUUCGAUUAGGAAGGAUUACUUAGGUGGGGGGUAAGAUCCCAUUUCGUAGACAGACAUUAUGAGUUGAUACUGUCGACAUGCUUAUUUGGAAUCAGUAGGUGCGUUUCCCUUGUCGAGGAAACUUGUCAUCAGUAGGUGGGUUUCUACUGUGUUAGGCACGUCGUCCGUCUCGGUCAGGCUGUUGGACUUAGUGAGGGCUUAGGGUUAGGGUUUGCGUCUUGGGGCUAUGGUUGUAGGGUUAGGUUUAAGGGUUAAGGUCAGGGUUUUGGAUUAAGGUCAGGGUUAGGGUUUGAGGUUAGGGUUGGGAUUUUUGGGUUAGGGUUAUGGCUUUAGGGUUAAAUUCCAUCGUUGCGGUUGGGUUUAGGUUUUUGGGUUAGAGUCAGGGUAAUGGUUUUAGGGUUUAGGGUUAAGGUUAGGGCUAGGUUUUAGGGUUAGGGUUAGGAUUUUUGGAUCAAGGUUAGGGUUAUAUUUUAGGGUUAGGGUCAGGUUUUAGGGUUAGGGUUUGGUUAUGGUUUUACGGUUAGAGUUCUGGUUUUAGUGUUAGGUUAGCUUCCCCAUUCCGGGCUACGAACUGCGGUCUGACCGGUGGGGACCCUACAUUAAAUAAUGUGUAACGUAAUCCCAAGAUAUUUCAGUCGCGCCAGGAUGCCGACUUUUAAAUGGGCUUCUUUCUGGCCGCCUACACGUCGACACCCGGUAAAAAAAUGACUACUCAUAUGGUAUGAAUUUUUAUACAUGGGUUUUCGAUGCGCUGAUAAAUUAAAAUGCAGUCAGUGUGGUGCAAUUUUGCACGGAGGCGGAUGAACCUGACAGCGACGAGCCCUGCACUAAAUCACGGUCUGCGUAAAGUGCACCGACCGCAUUGGCUUCGCAUGCCCACACACGCUUCCAUGACUUGCUACGGUGACUGUAUUUUGCGCGGUAUGUGCAUAUGCCGCGGCAGCUGACUGGUGAACUGAAGUGUAUGAUGAAAGCAUACAUGCACAAACCAGUCAUCGGCGUAACCUUUAAUCCCACAAACCUGGAAAUGGCCCCAGUAGGGGGAGGGGGGACCAAUUAAGAAAGUACUGAACAGUUUGAAGUAGGUCACUUGAGCACCGUGAAAGCACUGUUGCUUUGCGAAGUCGACUGUGACAACAAUCAGAAGGAGAAGGGAAGGCCGCCCUACCAGCCUUGGCAUAGGGUUCCUCAGACUUUUACAGACAACAAAUAGUGGGACGGCGUUCAGCGAAGGUUAACUGAGGAAUAGUGAGGUUCUCGGAUCAGACGAACAGGCAGUAAAACCUCCAUGUGUAUUUGGUCGCCGGCCUGAUUAAUUUGUUACCUAUAAAACCACCAGAACUCAAAACAGCAGGACAAAGCAUCACCCGCCGUUUGGCUGGAUUUGGAAGUGUCCAUCAUGGGAUUGAGGUGCCACGGAAACCAGUCGCUUCACCAAGCCCUCCAGACUAAUGAAACACGGGCGGGGUUUGGUCCUGCAGCCCCACUUGAUUGAUACCACAUAGUCAGCUUUCUGAAACAAUCUUAGUUAGCAUACCUAACUUAGCCACUCGCUGGAUUGGGAAGGGAAAAAGAGCGCAAGCAAAGCUCGAAGCACGCCCAGGGAAGCACGUGAAGGCAGCGUGCAGAAACUAUCCCCCCGACAUAACCACUAGCUGGAUUAAGAGGAUACUUGGGACGCAAUCACAACUGGAAGUCCACGGAGGGAACAGCGUGAUAAUUCGCAGUGCAUGACCACUGUAGUGAUACCGAAGGCGUUCAAAACCGUCGGAACAAUUCUAUUAGCAAGGCUACUUGACCACUCGCUGGAUUAAGAUAAUAAAAAAGGUGCAAGCAGGGCUUGAAGCCCGCGCGGGGGAGCGCGUGUGAACUGAUAACUGAAGUAACCGAGGCUGACGCAUGAACACUCCUUCCACCGUUGCACAGUCACUCGCUGGGUUAAAAUGGUAACGAAGAUGCAAAUACGUCAUAUUUGUCAAGUCAGCUUAUUCACCUCUACAAAACUUUUAAGAGAGCUAACCAUAUGAUAUCACUCAAGUGGGACUGCAGAACAAAACCUUGCCGAAACACGCCUUAACUGGAUUUUUCGACGAUCGGGUGGACUGCCAUCUAUGCGAUCCCGUUAGACUUCCCUAGGGCCAACGCUGUUGGGAGGACCGAUAUCCUGCUUGCCAACCAGAGCAGUGAGGUGCUCGCCUCGUGAUAGCUACCACCAACAAGCAUUCUCUGACCCAACGGAAGCACUGCUUGAGACGUGGGUUUGUGGAUGGAACCUCAAGAUUCUGAAUUCCAUGACGAGUGAAUGAAACCCACAGAACGAACGAAUGCCAAAUCGCCCUGAAAACUGGCGGGAUCUGUGAAACCACCGCCUUCUCUAUUGUUCUUGCAUCAUAUAGGCUCUUCCGAUUAAGAACAUGGACAAGUGCAAUACAACAUUACAUCGAUUGCUUCAGAAGCUACUAAAUGGGAAUAAAUAGACAUUGGACAAUGCCCCACCCGCGAAUAAAAGCUCGCCAGCUGCCACUGGGGGUUUGACGCAUACCUCCCCACGCAAGAUGUAUAAACGGUGGCAAUUGAAAAACUCCGAGGUGUGUCAUUGACCCUUAGGUAACCUCUGAUAUUAGAUUAAAGGAACAUUGCGCACCUACUAUCUCAAUAGAUGUGACGGAAAUGAACUUUUUUUACGUUGGUGUCUGUUCAACCAGUAUGUAAUAUCAAAAGCGACCUGGAGAGAGUCAAGCGGAAACUUGGGGGCAACACGAUGAUGGGGUCAUGUAGAUGCCCUUCGGUGGAGCUAUGUGUGUCCGGGCUGAAGAUCAGCAUUUCCGGACUAAUGUGACCGUGAGAUCUUCAAGACCCGAAGCAUGGUGGGUAGGAAAAUAAUUAUGGUGGCUGCAGAAUCCAGUCGCCACAGCGAAUGACCUAAUCUCACUAAGCUACAUUACUGUGAGUGUUGCUGAGGACGAUGUCUGUCGUGUGAGCACGAUGUGUUGGGCGCAGCACGGUGACUCCUGUGUGAAUUAAUUUGUAGUGAUAGCAGACUUGCGCAGCGGCUACCGCAGCCUCUUCUCCCACGGAGUCAGAACGGCUGAAGGUGGACUCGAGCGCUAUGGCCGAUCAAGUUAAACAGGCCGUCCAGGUGUGUCACACAAAGACCGCGUCCCUCCACAGUGGACCAGAAUUUAUCAUCCAAUACUGUGUAGCUCAUGUCCGUCUACGUAGAAUUACCGAACAGGCCUGAUUAGGAAGGAGCAAUUGCAGCCUUACUCUCAGUCCUCCAGUCAUCCACUCAAAACCCACGCAUUUACACAGGACUAAUUACGAGGACGGAGUUAUCCGGUCAGUUGGCUACCUCCCAAGCCAGGUCUUUUAACGCGUCGUGGUGAACCCAAGCGCCUUAAAUUACUGAUACUGAGGAGUGCCUUCAUAUGCUAUGGGGAGGCGUCCCCUAAUGUCGACGUCACCCAUUUCCCUCGAUCUAUGCACCAGUCGAUCGACCAAACCUGUCUCCAUUCGGGGCUGGGAUUGGACAAAUCGUCUGGCCUGACCUGAAAGCCUGCAUCUAAGCUUUCCACGCGCCUCUGUGAAAACGUCGUGCAUCCCAGUCCUCAUGGCGCAUGUCCUCUUCGCCUUACACUAUGCACUUUUAUAACCACCAAAAUUGUGAUCUAUGUGUGUUGCCCCAAUGUACAUUUUAAUUAAAGCAUUUAGGUAGACGGAUUAAGAUUCAGUUUCGUUAACACCUAAGCUCAAGAGAAUGAUUUAAUCAAUUCACCGUCGGUGAUGUUAUCAAAUAUUGCCCCAAGGUCUUAAGGGCAAGGACACAAAUGCCGAUGCAAGAACAGCGUCUCGAAAGCCCACAUUCCUUCGAUUUGGAUGGCUGUAAUCGCCCCGUACCCUAAACUGACUGGGCGGGUAUUUAAACGUGAACAAGUCACUAGCUCAGAAGUAAUCUAUCCAUGCUCCACACUAUAAGCAAGUGAUUAUUCUGGCACGGUUGUUCUCUGUACCAUUGCUGAUGAAUUUUCGGUUUGGUCCUGCGGCCCCUCCUGAGUGAUACCAUACGGUAAGCUUUAUAAGGAAUUCGAGUAGAUGCGAGUACGCUGACGUUACAAAUAUCACCUAUUUGCAUUUUCCUUACCAUUUUAACCCAGCGAGUGACUGUGCAACGGUAGGAGAAGUGUUUAUGUGCCAGCUUCGGUUACUUCAGUUAUCAGUUAACACGCGCUCCCCCGCGCGUGCUUCAGGCCAGCGAGUGGUCAAGUAGCCUUGCUAAUGGAAUUGUUGGGACGGUGUCGAACUCCUUCGGUAUCACUACGGUGGUCAUGCACUGCGAAUUACCACGCGGUUCCCUCCGUGGCCUUCCAGUUGUGAUCGCACACCCCAUAUCCUCUUAAUCCAGCGAGUGACUGUGUCGGGGAGAUAGUAUUCACACGCCACCUUCAAUCGCUUUCCCACGCGUUCAUCAAGCUCUGCUCGCGCUCUCUUUCCCUUCCCAAUUCAUCUAGUGGCUAAGUUAGGUAUGUUAACUAAGAUUAUUUUAGUAAGCUAAUCAUAUGAUAUCAAUCAAGUGGCGCUGCAGGGCCAAACCCCGCGAAUUUUCUCCUCCUCUGAAGUAACUGCCCUCUAAAAGUGGCCUUCGAUACCUUGAAACGGAGCCAUUAGGCGUUUGUUUACUGAAGACUGUCUAUUGGCUGCUUGUAAAGAUUAUGCAGUCAAUGCGUUCAGGCUGUUGUCUUCUAGUUCAAGCAUUCAUAUCACCCUUCAGACCAAGCAUAAAAAGGUUCACCAAGUUUGUGCAUUCAUUUAUGCGGAAAUUAGAUCUGCUAAUAGACGCGAAGAGGCCAGUCCCAGGAAGCUAUCAGGAAGAGGGCCCCAUUCGUUCGCCGUCUCGGGUCCCCAACCGAAUCUAUCAUCAGAGGCGGAUCCAGGCUGGAACAAUGAGUGACCCAGGUGUCCCAGUGUUUGCAGGAUACAGCUGUUGUGCUACCGCAUACUUAUCAAAAUGAGCGACUUUGGCACUUAUCACAUGGAAUUGCCCGGAGUCAUUAACUGGUCAAAUUUCAUCACUUAUGUGCGUUCUUGGGCCAGUUGAGAGCGGUAUUCCCCCGGCGCUCUCCAUGCGACCAGACAAAGUCCAGCAAGGGUAUGGUUUGUGGCCGGGAUUACUUCCUCCGGGAAGUGGUUGUGCUGAUCAAAAGAGCCGAACAUCUAAGAACUUUGUGGUAUGGUUGACUCCGGUCUCUGUGAGAAGGCGGCUGACGGCUUAUGUGACGUUUUCCACUUACGUAGGCUCUCAACCAAAUUUGGGGACGGUCGGAUUUGGUCUCUCCCCUUGGUUGGCGAGGUUGCGCAGGUAGCUCUUUGUUGUGGGCUCUGGUCGAAGGUAUUCCAAUUUAGCAAUCUUGUCUUCCAGAUUUACUGCAGUGGGUCUUAACAUGCCGCAAUAGCGUCCUCAUGCCGAAAGCGCAUGUUAAACGCUAAAGGAGCCGGUAGUGCGUCGAAACCCCCUUAGCUACGUCAUGCCGCGUCAUAAAACCCGCGAAACAGGUGCCUGGGCUUUUAGCUACUACCUGUGUUAUCAUUAUAACGAAUCACCUGGUGUUUGAAAGUGAAACAAAGCUACAGAAAGAAUUUUCACCUUCAUUUAUUCCCAGUUAUGCUGAGUUGUCUGCUCUUAUGGUCGCCAAACAACCUGCGAAUGAUCCAGCUUAGUCAUCGACGUGCACGAGACUUACCAGUGUUUCUAUAAAAUUGUUUACAGAAUGCGCGGAAGAUGGCUUACUUUCCUCGUGCAGUCAUCACGCAUACUGGGGUGACGGAAAGCCAACACGUUCACUAGUUUAGGGACGACAAACACCUCGUGAGUUAUACCAAUCAGAUUGUGCGCUCAAAACAAUCGGUCGACAGAUCAAAUACAGGAGCAAAUGCUUGAAGAGGAAUUCGAAAAGCACAAACUAGCACAAGACCAAUUAUUGGGCGUUGACACGUCUUCGACACUCUAAUGUUCCCAAGUUGACAACUAACUCGAUGUUUUGCAGAGGUAGUAGUAUAAAAAAGGACUUUCAAUUAUGUUUCGCCUAAAAAAACACUAGUUUCGUCAGUUGGUCGCGUAACUUGCUGCAGCAUCACUCUAUCCGCAGGUUACGGGACUGCACCCUCACUUUAAGGCAUCUGACGGCCCGCCCAACGGCAUUCCUGGUGUAGAUUUCUUUGUAACUGGUUCCAUUUUUGGGUUUUUCGGGAGGCACUCGAGGCAUGCUACAGAAAACGCCGCAAUUUUGUUCAAGGCCGUCACGAGUGUUGUUCCUGCAGAUAUCGUCUACCCAACUGUUCUGCUAUUGGCUAGAUGCCCUUAACUAGUUUUGAAUUACGGUAAGGUCAGAUCAGAUUUAUUAAGGGGUAAGUAGGCGAGCGCCUUUAAACUCCCUUUUUGUUACAAUAACGUCAGAAAAAACAAUGUGUAGUGCAAGUGUCAAAGAAAAUUAGGUAAUUAAUUACAUACAACAAGCAUUGGUUACUGGUAUAACUUUGUCCGUGAAUGUCUUCUUUGUCAAAAUUGUACAAUAACCAGUGCGCGGUACUGAAUGGACCAAGUUAAAUGGAAGCAAACGUAUAUGCCUCGGUCACGUGUUAACGAAAAGUCCUAAAAGAAUACUACUUAAAUAUAGGAAGUAGCCUGUUUCGUAAUGGCAAAACUUUGGGGUGGGUGGUACAGGAGGAAAUUUGUUAGUUUCUGAUGCCGUGGAGGUACAUAUCCCUGUGCUGGUCAAGCUUCCUCUUAAAUAUGUCCACGGAUGAUGGCAUGACCACGUCCACGGGUAGGGCAUUCCAUGCCGUUAACGCUCUGUGUCUGAAAAAGGCCCAAGUCAGUGACCGGUCUCUUGAAAUGUUGGUCAAAAUUCUGAAAUGUGUUUCAAAUUGGACGGAUUGCUUUGGUGAGAUUGUGAGAUUGAUCAUCAUUCAGUAGAAUCCCAUAAUAUUUUAAGUUCAACGGAAUGUCGGCUUUUGAAUUCACCUUUUCUUGUCCGUCUGUAAGUAGCACUCUUUUUAAAAAAAUGACUACUUAAGUGCUGUUAACUUUUUCCUUUGAUUUUCGGCGCCCUACAAAUUUAAAUAUAUUUUAUUAAAAAACGUGUAAAAAUAUUCCUCCCUGUAUUAAUUUGUUAGCAACUCAAGCUUUUUUUAAAUUUCAUACUCCAGGAAAGAUUGCCUUUCGGUUUGAAAGGGUUUUUUUAAAUUCUCGAAUACUUUUGAGUCAAAUCUGCCGUUGUAUUUGUAUCUAGCGUUUUUAGCCUAAAAGGCGCAAAAAAAUCGUACAUUCUUUUAUACCUGAAAGAAAGAACCAUGUAGGUAGAGUUCGCAAAAUUUUCCCCUGGGUGCGGGCUAUGCUGCUCACUUCAUGUUGGGUCAUUAAUAAGUGGUCAGCCAGUAUGCUAUAUGAUUCCGUAGUGCACAAAGCAUCUGGGUCAAACUCGAAGGCUACAGUUCUUAGGUGUGCCUUCUUAUGGAUCUCAUUGAGGGGAAAUCUAUUGAGCGUAUUCCUGAGAUUCAGGUUACGCUCACCGCUAUUUAUAAAAUGUGGAUGAGUUGCUGGUGGAAAAUUAAGACGUAGGGAGGAAGUAAAGGAUGUAAAGCAAAGUUGUUGUGAUCUGAAAUUUGUAUGCAUGAUACCAUUAACUAAAGAGGCAACGUUGUAUGGAAACAUGUUGGGGUCAUUUGACCAGAAGUUACUACAACUCUACCUGAAUGAAUACCUCAUUCAACGCAUAAAAUUCGUAACAAGACUGAGGGAAGAACAGCGAUCUAACUGUUUGGAUCUCGUUUUCAGUAAAUAAGAAAGAGUCAUAAGAAAAAUGAAUCAACAACCUCCAUUCGGUUUAAGCGAUCAUACUGCUUUUACCUGCGUGCCGAACCAACAACCAAGAAUCAGGGGACGCAGAAAUAGUUGGAAGUGUGACUCUAACGCAAUGAGACGUAGUCCUUUGAAGGAAACCUGGUUAGUCAAAAUGGACGAUUCAAAAGAAUUUUGGUAGUACUUCUGCGGGAUUAUAGAGCGUCUAACUGACUCACAUUGUCCAAUAAAAAUAACAAGACUAUGUUCGCGACCGCCGUGGGUCAAUGCGACGACAAAAAAGACCAUGAAGAAGAAACUGAGAAUGUGAAAAAAGUAUUUACAAUUUCGAGAAAUAAGGUCAUUCGCCGAAUAUAAGGAUCAACGCAAUGAAUGCCGCAAACAAAUACGGAUUGCUAGAACUUCUUUCGAGCGCCCACAGCUAGCAGAAUCCAUUACAUGUCCCAAGAAGUUUUACGGUACAUCCGCAGUAGGAGAAAACAUAGGGACGAAAUUCCGUGUCUAAAGGAUAGCCUCGGUAACCUAUUAGUUGAAGGACCACAGAAGGGGCAAUUACUGUCUCAGUUUUUUCAAUCGGUUUUUACGGAUGCGUUCUCAGAAGACAAUCAGCAGUUUGAAAUGGGCCGAGACAGCCGGGAACUUUGAAUGCACCAGGAUACUGCCAUCAUCGAAACCGUUGCCUUUUCCGUCGAAGAAGUAAGACGCGCCCUCAGUCAAAUAAAACACGAUAAGUCUCCUGGACCCGACGGAAUUCCUGGGCUUAUACUUAAGGAGCUAUCAACGGAGCUGUCAAAGCCUCUUCCGACUCUCUUUGAGCUGUCAAUGAGAACAGGAAGGCUGCCAUCACAGUGGAAGACAGUUAACCUCGUUCCCUUACAUAAGGUAGGUAGCAGGAUGGCAACCAGCAGCUUCAGACUUAUUGGCUUAACUUGACUCCCAUGCAAAACGGUGAAAGCUCUAGUAAAGAGUGCUAAACAGCACUUUUCUGAAGAAAAUAACAUCUUGCGGGAUUUUUAGCAUGGCUUCCUGAGAGGACGUUCCUGCCUCUCAAAUCCGCUAGCUUGCCUGGAGAUCUGGACCAGGGAUCUAGAAGAGGGUUUUGAGGUCGAUGUCGUAUGCAUUGAUUUCUGCAAAGCUUUCGAUACUGUUCCGCACCAACGCCUUCCGGCAUCCGGGGAGAUCUUCUGAACUGGAUAAGGGCGUUACUGGUUGGUCAGGCAAUACCGUGUCCGUAUAGGAAAUGAUACGUCAGAAUGGGUGAACGUGACUAGUGUUGGGCUUCAAGGCUCAGGUCUGGGACCAUUGCUCUUCAUCCUUUACGUUAAUGACAGCCUUGAGGAACUCGACUGCCCACUGUCAUAAUAAAAAUUGAAGUUUGCAGUUUGGUAGUUUUCGGGGGCAUGAAUAAUAUGUCCUUCAUGGCAAUUGAAGAACUUUGAUAUCGGCCUGACCUUGAAAUUAUUUUCCUGUUGGGUAUAUUUCGGUGUGCUCUAGUUGCUGGUUGUCAGUCUAUCUGGCCAGCUUUAAGGGGGCGGUCGCACAGUUCCUACGUGUUUUUCAGGAGGCUAACCAUCGUUGUCUGGACUAAGAGCUGGAAAAGAUGAAUAUAUAUCAGGAGUAAGAAGCAUUCAAUGGUAAGUCACAAUCAAAACUGUCAAAAUACUAUUGAAUCGUGUAUCAUAUUGUUCUUGUUAAUGUGAAAUUAUAGGAGUAGUGGUCGACUGUUUACUAUGACCUAAUAUAGUUCUAUAUAUGUUUAAUAUGGCUUUAAUAUAGACAUACGCACGACUAAUAUGCAGGGUUUUAUCGAAGGGUAUAUUUUUAUUAGCUUUAUAAGGGAUAUUUAGUGUCAGGUGACAUAGCUGAUGAAAACGAGAAAAUGAGGAAAAAAAAGAAUAUCAUUAUCUGUUCUAUGUUUAUCAAUGAUGCUAUCUUUUAUAAAUUUGAUUAUUUUUAGUGCUAUGUUCCGGUACUUUUCAAUCGGCUGGCAUCAUCAGAGCCCUUUUGGACCAAAUUCAGUAUCAAAGAAUUGACUUGAAAAUGUCCUAUCUUAUUCAAAAAUAAAUGUGUAUUGUUAUUUGAAAGGAAUUUCUUAGUUUUUAUUUUAAAUUCGAUUAGGGUUCGACUUUUCCGGAUAGAACUUGGAAGAGAAUUCCAGAUAGUCGCAUAUCUUAUGGUGUAGAAAUUUGACCGUUGGGACUUUGUGAAUUUGGGAAUCCUUAUAAUAUCCUCGCUAGUUCUGGUAUUUCUAGGGGCGUUUUGGUUGGUAAGUAAAUUCAUUUUGAGAAUAUCUGGGUCGUGGGUGACCUUGAAUAGGAAGUCUAGACCAUUUUGAAGUCUUCUGAUCCAGAGUGGUCGAAGACCGUAUUUAUGAUAUAGUUCUAAGUAUGAACCCUGGAUGCCAUCACUUCUCGACAAAGAUCUAGUAAAACGUCUCUGAAUGCCUUCUAGUUUCUUUCGGCCGUCUGAGGGCAUUAUGCCGAAGAAAAUUGAACAGUAAUCUAGGAGAGGUAAAACAUACAUUUUGAACAGUCGUAUUUUUAGUGCAUUUAAGGUGAAAUUUUUACAUAUGAAUCCACACAGGCGAGUGGCUUUCGGUGAUAUUUGUUGGACGUGGGGAGAUAAAUCAAGGGUAUUUGUAUAGCUGAGACCUAAAUCUUUUACCGAUUGGGCCUCUGUUAUUUCAUUAUCCUCGAAAAUUAUGGGGGAAGUUUUUCUGGGCCAAAUAUCAGGAGAUGGCAUUUUUCGGGUGAAAAGGGCAUCUGCCACUGACUACUCCAUUCGCUGAGUUUUGUGAGAUCAGUUUCAAUUGUUAUAUGAAUAUUGGCUACUGUAUUCCCGUUAUAUGCAUGAAGGAAGGAAGGAAGGAUGCAGAUACAGACUUUUUCCGAGAUCCAGGUGAUCCAGGGUGUUCCUGAGGCUGUUAGCGAAACCCCUAGAGAAAGUGUCAAUCAAGACCUUUUACAUCCCAAAUUUUAUUAAAUGACACUCAAGAACCCGAUGGGGUGGUUUAAAUCCCACAAGACCAAGUUGGUGCUUCUAAGCAGAUACAACUCAGAGGGAAUGCUACCAAGACCAUUAAAAUUCGUCUUAGCAAGUGGGCAGCAGGCAGAUCUAAUCUUGUUUCGAAAAUUCAGACUACGAAAUAACCCUCAAGGAGUGUUCUUCCCAUCGAUCGAAUGAAAAGGAGGACACUAGUGGCAGGACCGAAAAAUUUUCAGAACGAGGGAGAAAAAAUCUAAAGAUUGUAGGCAAUAAACUCAAUGAAACAGGACGCAAGUUUCCAUAGAAUCAUCUGGCGAAAUCGAGGGUCACCACGCCAGGACCAGUUCCAUCGAACAUUUGUGAACCGGAUAUGUCAUAUGAAAAAUAAAGCAAUAGUUGCAGAGCACAAGAAUCAAAGAAAAUAUACAUAGUCCGAAAGAACCAAAAAAUGUGAAAAUGACUAACACCAUUGUACAGGGUCUUUAUGACAAAGUAAAUGAAAUUACACUGACCGGGCCCAUUUGCAACCUGACUUUGUAGCCUACUUGAAACAUGGUUAAAUGAGUAGAUAGUAGACGCAAAAGUCAUGCUGCGCGGAUUUCAGUUUGGCCGCAUGGACCGAAAUGGAAGCGGAGGUGGGAGAAUCGCGACGUUCAUACGGCAUGGUAUUGACUGCGUCACCGACGGGUACUCCCUAAGAGGGAACACUAGUUUCAACAUUUUUGGUUGUGAAUUGAAAAGACAAAACCAACCGGACCUCCAUACUGCCCUGGUAAACAGACCCACAGGAUAGCGGAAGGGUACGAAUGAUGCAAUCAUCACUGUGGUUACGCAAAUCUGCCAUAGCUAAGGCGUAACACUAUUUGGAGAUCUUAACUAUCCGGAUAUCGACUUGGUGUCGAUGAACUGCAUGUGGUCGGAAAAUCAUUGGAACAGAAGCUACUUCGGUGAUCCACUAACGAACUUCUUGCACAACAAGUUACGAUGGACACCCGAUUCCUAAGUGGACAGCAGUUUGAAUCUUAUCAUUAUUAGAGAUGAAAAUUGUAUCCUCUGGUUGAAUUCUAACGCGACCCUGGGCCUAUGUUGCUAUUCCGUUCUUGCAUGGGAGUACACUCAUUUCUCAACAACAACCAGGGCAUCCGGAAGAGAAGCAGGAGCGGAGAAAGACGGCGAUGAUGAUGAUGAUGAUGAUGAUGAUGAUGAUGAUGAUGAUGAUGAUGAUGAUGAUGAUGAUGAUGAUGAUGAUGAUGAUGAUGAUGAUGAUGAUGAUGAUGAUGAUGAUGAUGAUGAUGAUGAUGAUGAUGAUGAUGAUGAUGAUGAUGAUGAUGAAAAGGAAGAAGAACAAAAAGAAGGCGAGGUGAUAACUGAAACACGAACUUCAUUGGCCUGA